CCGCUCCGCCCCCAACUCUAUAAAAUGCAGCGGCCACAAGACGCUCCAGUGCGCCCUUAAUUUGAGUUGGGUGGUGUGUCUUGCGGGGAGAGGCUAAAAGGCGCCACCGUUGCCGCCGCUACCGUUGCCGCCGCCGCCGCCGCUGUUGUGCUGCCUCACGGUGAGUGAGGCCGAGGCCUGGUUGAGGUUCGGGCCUCCUCAGCGGAUGAUGCCUUCAAUUAAACUACAGAGCUCUGAUGGAGAAAUAUUUGAAGUUGAUGUUGAAAUUGCAAAACAGUCUGUAACAAUCAAGACUAUGCUGGAAGACUUGGGAAUGGAUGACGAAGGAGAUGAUGAUCCUGUUCCUCUUCCAAAUGUUAAUGCAGCUAUAUUAAAAAAGGUGAUUCAGUGGUGUACCCAUCAUAAAGAUGAUCCACCUCCUCCUGAGGAUGAUGAGAACAAAGAGAAACGAACAGAUGAUAUCCCUGUGUGGGAUCAAGAAUUUCUCAAAGUAGACCAAGGAACUCUCUUUGAACUCAUCCUGGCUGCAAACUACUUAGACAUCAAAGGCUUACUGGAUGUGACAUGCAAGACUGUUGCAAAUAUGAUUAAAGGAAAAACACCAGAAGAAAUCCGCAAGACUUUCAAUAUUAAAAAUGACUUCACUGAGGAGGAGGAAGCCCAGGUACGCAAAGAAAACCAGUGGUGUGAAGAGAAGUGAAGCUUUGUGCCUGAUACCUAACAACACUGUAAGGAUUGUUCCAAAUAUCAGUUGCACUGCUCUGUUUAUAAUUGUUAAUAUUAGACAAAUGCAGCAGCAAAUGAAGUUGUACUAGUCUGGUGGUGUUCUCUUUGCAUGUGUAACGUUUGAAUAUAGAUUUAAAUUCUAUGGUUUAAUCAGUGUAAUCUGAUUUCCUUAUUUUUCCUCUUCUCUAAAUAAAACUAAACUCCAUGCAAGUUCUGUAUGGCAAUUAGCACUGCAAACUAGACCUUCUGUGCUUCUGAAUGUUUCACUGUCACAUUAAAAUCCUCAGCAUGUCAGAAUUCAGAAGUCUCUGAACUUGUAAAUAAAAUUACUUGCAAAAGUUUUCUGAAACUGAA
This is a messenger RNA of Pantherophis guttatus, 1080 nucleotides long. RefSeq names its product S-phase kinase associated protein 1 (gene SKP1). NCBI's taxonomy places the organism in Eukaryota, Metazoa, Chordata, Lepidosauria, Squamata, Colubridae. Gene Ontology annotation, biological process: ubiquitin-dependent protein catabolic process. The record is from RefSeq and is a predicted model, not a curated record.